Molecule: messenger RNA, 2004 nt
Organism: Meloidogyne enterolobii
Lineage: Eukaryota; Metazoa; Nematoda; Chromadorea; Rhabditida; Meloidogynidae
Source: the annotation of a GenBank genome assembly
AUGAAUUGGUCAUUUCCUGAGGCUCAAUCGAACCUUCUCAAAGAAGUAUCAACUACCAACAUUCAGUGGAUUGCCCAGAGUCGUCCUGGGAGUAAACAGGGAUGGUUAUGGACGAAAAUGGAUGAAAAAGCAUUCAAAGAAAGCUCCUUAAUUUCUACUGUUUUUGUUUCGCUAGAAACUUAUUAUGUUGAUAUUGAGCUUCGACUGGCAGCAAACUGGCGCGAUAAUAUAAUAGUUUCUUCCAAACAUUUCCGGCAAUCUACAUUCCCAGAAAAAAAUAUUUUACAAACACAACUGCCUCAACCUUCUUCAGGCUCCUUUUUACAACUCUCCUCUUCAAGUUUUGUUGCUUGUUGGGAUUCAGAAUCUCCAAAUAAAUUUAAACUUAAACUUUUUAAUACCACAAAAGAGGGAGAAUUGGAUGGCUUAAUUUCUUCAGAAAUGACUUCCGCAAAAUGCCAUGUCUUUAGAAAUUUAACUAGUAGUAUAGUAGAAGGAAGAGAAUUUCGCCUUAUAAUUGUUGACACCGGAAGUUUGUCAGAAAAUGGGGAUGAAGAUAUGAAGCACUCCUCCUCUCUAGAAAAGAGACAUCCGUUGGAAGGAGGAAAGGGAGAGGAUAAGGAUUUAGUUGCUGACAAAGGGCUUCACUUAAAUAUCAGCAUGGAAGAAAUUGAGGAACCCAAAGCAACACCUCCAUUAUUAAUAUUCACUGAUGGUUCUUCUCUCUAUCUUAUUGAUGAUCUAAACGAUUUUGUAUUGCUAACUGAACCCAUAAAAGUUGCAUUUUCCUUGAAUGACUCUCAAACUAUUACCGCUUUAUGUGCCCUCUCUCAAACAGAAAUGCUUAUUGGGCUUUCCGAUGGAGCUAUAUUUAAUUUGGAAAUUUUGUUUGAAUCUAGAGUUGAAUUGGAAAUGAUUAAUAGAACUAUGGAACAAGUUAAAACACAAACGAGGAAAGUUAGGGAAGCGGAUGGAGUAUCAAUCACACAGAUUGUUGUCGACUUCAUACAGGAGCGUUUUUACGCCAUUCGAGAUAAAGUUGGAAUUGUUCGUUGCAAGAUAAACACUUGUGAUAAUACAACUACAAAUAUGUUGCUAACAAAUACACCUAAUUAUGUUCAAAGGAUAGCCUGUGAUCCUUGGAAUGGUUUCAUUUAUUAUUCCACAAAUGUUGGGGAUGUUUUUUCAAUGCAUCUAUUUCCUAUAGAUGCCCCUCAAAAUUUUUCUCAGACCAUUACCCGACGUAUAUCUGAUAUUCCUGCGGCUAAUACUGUUCAAGUCGAUGUUAGUGACCAGAAAUUGUUUGUAGUUACAAAAUCUGGGCAUUUGAUGAGUUGGGAUCUGAUAGAUUCCUCUAUUCAUGACGAACGUGAGGGAUGGACUUUAAAUGAUCGUUAUCGAAAUGUUAUACGUUCAUUGUUCUAUCAAAAUCGGCUUUUCUGGAUCAGCACAAGCUGUGGGGAUUCACAUCCUUGGGAAAGCUGUUUAUUUAGUGAGGAGUUUGAACACCAACACAAGACAAUUCAUUUAAAUAAAUACUUAUUUACUGGCCCAGUGCGCGAAUUUACCAUACUCAAACCUUUCCCCAAGCUUCCCUUUAUGUUUCCCCCAAACAAGGUUGGGUUAAUUCUGUUUGAUACCGAAGCUUUUAUUAGCUGGAAAUCUCCUACUUUUCUGCCUUUUCAGGCGAUAGGGACCUCAUGGCGUUCACUCACUUAUGAAUAUAUUUUGCAAAAUGACGAGGAUUAUUUUACAAAAAUUAAUUUGGAUAGUCCAAGUGAUUUGGAUAAUUCUACAGAAAUUAAUGAUAAUAAAACUGAUAGUUCUAGCAAUUUAUCCGAGUUAAUAACAAAGAUAUAUGCAAAAGGAUUUACUCAGGACACUCAUUCACCUGCAAUACAGCUUGAAAGUAAUGUUCCUUCCGGAGGCUAUUAUACUGCAAAAGUCAGAGUAUGCACUGCAAAUAAUAAUAAAAUUUGCUCAGGUAAAAUAAAGCGAAACUAA